Molecule: messenger RNA, 3039 nt
Organism: Urocitellus parryii (Arctic ground squirrel)
Lineage: Eukaryota; Metazoa; Chordata; Mammalia; Rodentia; Sciuridae
Source: RefSeq, a predicted model, not a curated record
AUGGCAGCCUCAGGUGGGUCGGUGACAGCGCGCGGGCGCUCCCCGGARCCUCCCCACUCGCGCGCACCUUGUCCCCGUGCCGCCCUCUGGCGCCACCCGCACCCUUCGGGGCGUUCUCCCUCWCUCGCUUCUGUUUGCGGGGAUCUUUUCAGCCUCUUGGAGCUUCUGAGGGUCAUUUCCUUCAGUCCCACCAACUCUGUGAACUUAGAGACGAGUGAAAGAAAGGUGGAGGACCGAGUUGUCUACACCGGCGGAAAGCUUCUCUUAGGGUCUCAUCGGGUGCCCAGAAGAUGUGACAUCCUCAUAAUCUACAGCCCGGAUGCAGAGGAAUGGUGCCAAUACCUCCAGGACCUUUUCCUGACYAGUCGGCAGGUCCGCAGCCAGAAGAUGCUGACACACCGGCUGGGCCCCCAGACCUCCUUUUCUGCCGAGGACCUGCGCCUCUUCCUGAGCCCCCGCUGCGUGUUGGUGCUGCUGUCUGCAGAGCUGGUGCAGCACUUCUACCAGCCUGCGCUGCUGCCUGUGCUGCAGAGGGCCUUCCAGCCGCCGCGACGCGUGGUCAGGCUGCUGUGUGGGGUUCAGGGCAGUGAGGAGGAAUUCUCGCACUUCUUCCCCAACUGGGCCCACUGGCAGGAGCUCACCUGUGACGACGAGCCUGAGAUCUACCUGGAGGCCAUGAGGAAGGCCAUUUCUGAAGAUUCUGGCUGUGACUCAGUCACUGACACAGAGCCUGAGGACGAGAAGGUCCUUCCCUACUUGAAGCAGCAGAACUUGCCAACGGAGACUUCACCUGGGAACCCGAUGGUGGUGCAGCCGGACCGCAUUCGCUGUGGGGCAGAAACCACUGUCUACGUCAUUGUGAGAUGUAAGUUGGAUGAGAAGGUGGCAACAGAAGCAGAAUUUUCUCCUGAGGAUUCUCCGUCCAUAAGGGUGGAAGCCACUCUGGAGAAUGAGUACACGGUGUCCGUGAAGGCUCCCCACCUUUCAUCGGGGAACGUUUGUCUGAAGAUAUAUUCUGGGGACUUAGUGGUGUGUGAAACCAUUAUAAGCUAUUAUACUGACAUGGAAGAAAUUGGGAAUUUAUUGUCCAAUGCUGCAAAUCCUGUGGAGUUCAUGUGUCAGGCCUUUAAAAUUGUGCCCUACAACACAGAGACCCUGGAUAAACUGCUCACCGAGUCCCUGAAGAACAACAUCCCUGCAAGUGGACUACACCUCUUUGGAAUCAACCAGCUGGAAGAAGAAGAUAUGAUGACAAAUCAGAGGGAUGAAGAGCUGCCCACCUUGUUGCAUUUUGCUGCAAAGUAUGGGCUGAAGAACCUGACCGCCUUGCUGCUCACAUGCCCAGGAGCCGUGCAGGCAUACAGUGUGGCCAACAAGCAUGGCCACUACCCCAAUACCAUCGCUGAGAAGCAUGGCUUCAAGGACCUGCGGCAGUUCAUCGAUGAGUAUGUGGAGACUGUAGACAUGCUGAAGAGUCAUAUUAAAGAGGAGCUGAUGCACGGGGAGGAGGCCGAGGCUGACGCCGUGUACGAGUCCAUGGCCCACCUGUCCACAGACCUGCUCAUGAAAUGCUCCCUCAACCCCGGCUGUGACGAAGAGCUGUAUGAGUCCAUGGCUGCCUUCGCCCCUGCGGCCACUGAAGACCUCUAUGUUGAAAUGCUUCAGGCCAGUACAUCUAAACCUGUCCCUGGAGAUGGCUUCUCUCGGCCCACUAAGGACUCUAUGAUCCGCAAGUUUUUAGAAGGGAACAGCAUGGAAAGGGCUAACUGGAAGAGAGAGCAGCACCAUCCUGGUGGGGAAGAAGAUGUUUAUCACAUAGUGGAUGACGACGAAGCCUUUUCUGUGGACCUGGCCAGCAGGCCCCCUGUCCCAGUGCCCAGGCCAGAGGCCAGUGCUCUUGGCACUCAUCAGUUGCCGGACAAUGAACCGUACAUUUCUAAAGUUUUUGCAGAAAAAAGUCAAGAGCGGCCUGGAAAUCUCUAUGUUUCCUCAGAGAGCAUCAGAAAAGAGCCGCCCGUCAGGCCAUGGAGGGACAGGCCCCAGUCGAGCAUCUAUGACCCAUUUGCCGGGAUGAAAACACCAGGCCAGCGGCAGCUCAUUACCCUSCAGGAGCAGGUGAAGCUGGGCAUCGUCAACGUGGAUGAGGCMGUGCUGCACUUCAAAGAGUGGCAGCUCAACCAGAAGAGGCGAUCUGAGUCCUUUCGCUUCCAGCAGGAAAAUCUUAAACGGCUAAGAGAUAGCAUUACCCGAAGACAGAGGGAGAAGCAAAAAUCAGGAAAGCAAACAGACUUAGAGAUCACAGUCCCCAUUCGGCACUCACAGCACCUGCCUGGAAAAGUGGAGUUUGGAGUCUAUGAGAGCGGCCCCAGGAAAAGCGUCUUCCCCCCAAGGACAGAGCUGAGACGAGGAGACUGGAAAACAGACAGUACCUCCAGCACAGCGAGUAGCACAAGUAACCGAUCCAGCACACGGAGCCUCCUGAGUGUGAGCAGCGGGAUGGAGGGUGACAACGAGGACAAUGAAGUCCCCGAAGUUACUAGAAGUCGUAGUCCGGGCCCCACACAAAUGGAUGGACCACUUACUAUUCCCCUUGAGAGGCCUCCCCGGGUGCCUCCUCGAGCUGCCUCCCAGAGACCUCCAGCCAGAGAGACCUUCCUUCCUCCUCCACCUGUUCCACCCAGAGGUCGCUGAUUCCGUCUCCUAAGACCUGCCUUUUUAAGACUUGCAAUUUCCAGCCUGUUAAUGAUGACUUCAUGUUGAGUUUUCUGGCAUGACUGCUGACUUUAAGAUCCAGUCUCAUUGCUGACAUUGUUGCAACCCUGCUGGCUUGGGUUAUCCUUGAAGAGGAAUGAAGAAGUGAAAACCAAGGACUUGAUUCACCAUCGUCAAGUAUUUUGAUCUUCUUUCUUGUUUGCCAAAAGGAUGAAGACUCAAUCAGGACACUUACCUCAAAUCUCUCAUAUCAGAAAUMUAACGAGUGAUCAGAAAUGUACUUUAUAAGUGAUUAUAUGGCAGUGCACUUAUAUUAGUCCCUAUGUA